This is a messenger RNA of Prunus avium (sweet cherry), 1654 nucleotides long. It is a transcript of the gene FAP2, whose product is annotated as Chalcone-flavanone isomerase family protein. Gene Ontology annotation, cellular component: chloroplast stroma. Gene Ontology annotation, molecular function: intramolecular lyase activity; fatty acid binding. The record is from RefSeq and is a predicted model, not a curated record. Lineage: Eukaryota; Viridiplantae; Streptophyta; Magnoliopsida; Rosales; Rosaceae.
UUAUAGAAAAAACGCGAAAAGAGUUUUUUUUGCGGAAAAUAUUUUCUUCUUUUCUGUUUUUCCAUUUUUGACCCGAGAAAGCUUUUGAAUCAACCGUGACUUGUUCCCGUUUCGUACCCAAAGCAUAUUUCUUUCUCUUUCGUCCACUUUCUUCCUGAAUUACACGUCAAAAACCGAACUUUUUAAUGCAGAAGAAACAGUGAAGAUCAAAAUGAAACCAAUUGAUCUAGACCCAGAAGCUCGCUCGUUACAAAUUUGCAAUCCCAGGUGUAUCGUAUCGUAUUUGUCUUGAUUUAUAUCUUUAACUCAAUUUUUCUGUUGAGGAAGGUUUAAGUGCCAAUUCAGGUAGAAUUAUAGGACAUUGAAAAACAUGAAGAUUAAGCGGUUUGGGUUCAUGGAUCUUGAUGAAGGGUCUCCGUACAACUUUCCUGUCGAGCCUCUCAUUUUGCAUAGUUUUCGGGGUCAUAUGUUUUCACAGAUCGGUUUGUUUAUGGACAAUUCAUUGCACCAGUGUAGAUACUUUCAUGUCCCUGGAAGCUUAGCUCUCGAAGGAGCAUUUAAUCACAUUUCUAAGCUUGCUGGUGCUUUACUAUGUUUCUUCUCUUGUGGGCCCAAUACAAAUGCUACUAGAGAGAUAGAGGGUAAUUGGCAUGGUUCUCAACCCGGAAGCUCCAGAUCUUCACAUGUUAAACAUAUUACUUCUGGUCGGCAAAAUCUUAUAGGAUUUCACUUUGGUUUUGCAUCAAAAGGAGAAUCUGCUAACUCAGUGGUUUUUGGUAAGAUUUCGGCUUUUGUAAUGCAAUUCCUACAAAGAGAAGCUGAAAAGCUACAUUCACAUCCCAUGCUCUCGUUAGCUUCUGGACUUGUACCACCUUUUGGCAGCUUAUCUUCAAAUGCACUAGCUGUUCCAUUGGAGAAUACUGAUACCAUGGAUCAAAGGCCGUGUGAGGUUGGACAUCAAGGAUGCGCAGGAUUGCCAUUUCCUGACUUGAACUGGAGAAGACAUGCAGUGGAGCCUAGAACUGGCAUUGAGUUUCCUAUGAUAUUGGACAAUAUUUUAACAGGAAAUAAUAAUUCCAGUUUAAGUUCAGAGGUCCUUGUGGGAACUGGAUCCAGAACAAUGAAAAUAAUUAAAAUAAAAUCUCUGAAGAUCUAUGCGUUUGGUUUUUAUGUUCAUCCUUACUCUGUUUGCAAGAAAUUGGGGUCAAAAUAUGCUUCUAUUUCAGUAGACGAACUAAACAAACGCCAUGAUUUUUAUGAGGAUCUUCUCAGGGCGGAUAUUGAUAUGACAGUUAGGCUUGUGGUUAGUUGCAAUGGGAUGAAAAUCAAUACUGUGAGAGAUGCCUUUGAGAAAUCCCUUCGAGCCCGAUUGGUGAAGACAAACCCAGAGACUGACUUCCAUUGCAUAACAACAUUCCGUUCAAACUUUACACAAGAUAUUCCGUUGCCAGCGGGAACAACAAUUGAUUUUCAACGAACAGCUGAUGGAAAAUUAAUUACCAAAAUUGAAGGUAAUCAGAUUGGAGCAGUCCACAGCAAGGAUCUGUGCAGGGCUUUCUUUGACAUGUACCUCGGAGAUCUACCUGUGUCGGAGCAAAGUAAAGAAGAGAUUGGCAGAAAUGUUGCUAAUAUUAUUAGACGUUGCUGAAAUGGU